This is a messenger RNA of Bombyx mandarina (wild silkworm), 469 nucleotides long. RefSeq lists its product as uncharacterized. NCBI's taxonomy places the organism in Eukaryota, Metazoa, Arthropoda, Insecta, Lepidoptera, Bombycidae. The record is from RefSeq and is a predicted model, not a curated record.
AUGGGUGGUGACGCGAAAUGCACGUUCGGCACACGUAUGGCCAUCGACAUACACAUGCUUAACGAGAUCAUAUACAGGGAAGUCAAACAUUUCCGGAACUAUAAAAUUUACAGACCCAAUUUCGGAUCUAUCCCUGUUACUGGUAAAUUCUACGCCGCUCAUGAUCAGCUAAAAGCCGAAUCCGAAGAGCAAACGAAAAAAGUGGACGAUUACCAUCACAACGUCGCCCAGACCAGGGCAAAGGGACCUCAAAGCAAAUAUCCGUCGCCGGCCACUGAGAACCAAGAGUACGGCUGGUACACCACACCGCUCGUCAAAAUGAACAGGAGCGAUAAACGUUUCUACCAGCCGAAGAAGGAAAGCGAAAACACCAAAAUCGAAAUAGUUAUCCUAAUGUCUAAUCCUAAGUCUAAAAAAUCUAAAUGACACUUCAAUAAACACUCACACCUGCUUAUAAUUAAACUUGCUU